Mercenaria mercenaria is the source of this 1758-nucleotide messenger RNA. Its product is annotated as galactose-3-O-sulfotransferase 2-like. Gene Ontology annotation, cellular component: membrane. Gene Ontology annotation, biological process: glycolipid biosynthetic process. The coding region runs from base 994 to 1758 and encodes 254 amino acids. The transcript has a single exon. Gene Ontology annotation, molecular function: galactosylceramide sulfotransferase activity. The record is from RefSeq and is a predicted model, not a curated record. Lineage: Eukaryota; Metazoa; Mollusca; Bivalvia; Venerida; Veneridae.
UCGUUCAAAGCACAUGUAGUCUCUCAUAUAUCUCAGUCAAGCAAGCACAUCAUCUUAGCACGAAGUGUCUCAAUUGUACGAGAUCGGAUGUUCGUUCAAAUCAGUGACUCAUUUAUCUCAGUCAAGCAUAUCUCUCUCAUGUAGUCAUAUAAAUGGUAUCGUCUUACCUGAUAAACUGACCAAUGGCCUGAUACAUGUCAUGUCCACAUCUCAAACGUAGGUCAAACACACUGUUCUACUAUCUUUCUAACCAACAGUUCUCUCCCAUUGCCACAUUUGGUCUCCAUAGACGUUGUUGAGUAGUUAGAAUAGAAUUUUGAUGAAGUUGAUAUAGCAAGUUUAUAAAUCCGGACAGAACAGUUUGAUUACUACAUUACGAGUCUCUAAUUGUAAAAAGAGCGAACAGGCAUGAACUGUCUCAACUGCACAAGAUCGGACAUUCAUUCAAAUCACAAGUAGUGUCUCAUAUAUAUCUCAGUCAUCUUCUCUAAUGUGUAAAAAGAACGAACAGGCAUGAAGUGUCUCCAUUGAACAAGAUCAAACCACAUGUAUUGUCUUAUAUAUCUCAGUCAAGCAAGCAUGUUGGUCAAAGACAACCGUAUUACUAAUAGGGGAUUCCCCUCACAGUUUAUAUAAUCCUUGUAGAGUAGUAGUGAGCUUUGGAAUUGAAUAAAAAUGCAUGUAAAGAAUGUCCGGGUUAGAAAAAUCGGACAGUUUAAAAAAAAGGAACGAAAGAGCAAAAUUCAAUCAGACUUUCAUAAGGAAAGGGACGAGUUAUGAUUAAUAUGAUAUUACAGAGCAAUAUCGUAGUACAACCCGAAGAAAAAGACAUGACGGAAAAUGGUAACAGAACAACAUCUGCUCUAAAAAUUGUCCUAUGGUAAGUACCUUACUUUUUCAACAUGAAUUAUAUGAAGUGGUAAUGACUUUAUAACCCGAUACUAACGAAUCUGUCUUAUUUCUCUUUUCAGGAUUACCUUAUUCGUACUAGUGAUGGAUUGUAUCGUUUUCACCUACUAUAAACAUUCGGUUGUGUUUGUAGACAAACUGCCUGUAGACAAACUGCAGUACAGACAACGACCUACUGGAAAUUCUACACGCAAUCAUAAAAACGUUACAACUCAUGUUGCCUUUCUGAAAGUACACAAGGCAGGAUCGACUACUGUGCAGAAUUUGCUUUUUCGAUUCGGAAUGAGACAUAGCUUGAAUAUUCUACUACCGAAGUCAGGAAACUAUCUCAAUAGAGCGUCACAGAAAAUUCCACUGAAAGCAGGAGAACAUUAUGAUAUCUUUGCAUGUCACACUGUAUAUCAGAAGCAAUGGUUUGACAGCUUACUACCGACAGAUUCAGUUUACAUUGGAAUUGUUCGUGACCCGAUGGUGAGAAUGAUAAGUUCAGCAUACUAUUACCGAGACGUUUUUGGUGUAGGCUACCUGAAGAGAGUACCGCAUGCCAAUUUCAUACACGAACUGGUAAACUAUCCAGACAAGUACGAUAGAGCAUUUUUCUCUCACACGAGAAAUUCUAUGGGCAAAGAUUUUGGGUUUCAACACGACAUUGAACCAACAAAUAAAUCUCAAAUCAGGAAAUACCUAGAUCAAUUGAACUCACAGUUUCUGCUUGUUCUCAUCAUGGAAAAAUUUGACGAAUCUCUCGUCAUGCUGAAAAGACUUCUGAACUGGUCGUUACUCGAUAUCAUCUACUGGAAAAUGAACUCAUACAAACACGAUCAUACUGUUCUGAACUCUACGAAAUAG